Messenger RNA from Macrobrachium nipponense, 1109 nucleotides. Its product is annotated as sialic acid-binding Ig-like lectin 12. The transcript has 8 exons. Gene Ontology annotation, molecular function: axon guidance receptor activity. Bases 275 to 808 code for a protein of 177 amino acids. Gene Ontology annotation, biological process: synapse organization; homophilic cell-cell adhesion. Gene Ontology annotation, cellular component: axon; neuronal cell body; plasma membrane. The record is from RefSeq and is a predicted model, not a curated record. Lineage: Eukaryota; Metazoa; Arthropoda; Malacostraca; Decapoda; Palaemonidae.
GUAACCAUAGCGAGAGCCGUUACAGAGGUCACGCCCUCCGACAACGGAGCCAAGAUCUCUUGCCAGGUCUCAAAUCCAGCGACUGACGCGCCCCUGGUGGCAACAACGCCAAUCGAGUUGUUCUUUCCUCCUUGGGAAGUGAAGGCCUGGGUCUCCCCAACCAACGUCUCCGCGGUUCAAGUAGCAAAGCUGAUCUGUGGAGUCGUCCUCGAGCCUUCCUGCUUCGACCAUCACUUGUAGGUCGGGCUCAGUCACCAACCACGGAGCCACUUCCAUGCGCAGGUCGGGGCUCUACGGAGGUCAGGUCACCAGAUCUGAGCUGGAAGUCAGGGCCCUCAUAGAGGACAACCAACGCACAUACAUCUGUGACGCUACCAACGGUUUGGGCGUUACCGUAACAAGCAACGUUACGCUCAAUGUGCUACAUGAACCGGUAUGGAAAGACGUGCCCAGCGGGGUAGUGGAGGUGAAGGAGAAGGAUGACCUCUUGCUGAGGGCAGUAGCUGAUGCCAACCCACCACCUGUCACAUACAAGUGGUGGAGAGGCCCCGUCCUGCUUCAGGAAGACCAAGAAGAGGGGGGCCUCCUGGAGAUGACAAGGGUGCAUCGCCAAGAGGCAGGAGGGUACUCUGUCACUGCUGAGAGCCCCAGGGGCAUCGUCAACGCCUCCUUCAUCCUCAACGUCCUCUACGGACCGGAGGGCGUGAUGGCGCCCAAGAGAGUGACAGUAGACGAGGGCGGUUCAACUGUCAUCGUGUUCGGCCAUAGGGAACCCCACCCCCAACGUCACCUGGUUCACCCACAAUAAUAAUUCCAGUGUUCGCGAGGUGUUAUCUUGGGGGAUAAGUGAGGCUCGACUCCUGAUCGACUUCGUCACCAGAGCUGACACUGGCUUCUACAGGUGCCUGGCUACCAACGUCGUGGGGACUUCCAAACCAGUGAAAACAGCUGUCGUCGUCACUCAGGCACCAGAACCGUUGGAAGAGGAACCCUUCAGGGACGACCUCCCGAACAGACCGUGGGCCAAGUUGGGCGGGACGGGGCGCCUCGAGUGUUUCGUAAAAGCGGCGCCGGCGCCCAAUUUUCGCUGGACCAUCAAUGAAGAUCGA